UGCGCGCUGCCGCACAGACGUCUACCGCGUUUCGAGGCAGACGUUACGUUCCUCCGUUCGGCGCGCAAGAAUCAUCGCCCCAGACUCAGCCAGAGCACAGCCAGAGCAACCUGCAACAGCAGUCGCGUCUCCCGAUAAACUAGAAACAAAAAACUGGACAAAAUAAACUCCACAAAAAGUGCCCAAAAGUGCAAAAGUGCCGACAACCAUGUAUUAUCCCUGCAUAAUCCAGCAUCAUCUGGCUACGUAAAGCCCAUCAAAAUGUUGACUCUCAUUGACUUUGUGAUUGGAAUCUGAGUUUCUCUCCCCGCCCCCGACCCCCAAUUCUGCAGACCGGACCUCGAGUUUCGAAACCGUUUUUCAUUAACUGUCUUGUGUUCUGCGCAUAUCAAAACGCAAAAGUGAAAGUGAGUUGCGGUGCGAGUCUUUCGGUCUCUUCGGGCUCCGUGUGCGUGAGUGCCUCUUGAAUGACAAAUAUUGAUAUAUUGGUACAAUGAAAACCAAGCAAUUUCAGCCAACCAAAUAAGCGUCGAGAGAGAAACUAUCAAAGAAAUUAAAUUCUUUUUGUGACCCAUUGGAUUAACAAAAAAAAAAAAGAACAGCAAAAGCCCAGCUCAAGGAUACCAGCAAGCGGAAUUGGAAUACACGCACAGGCUAUCAGCAAUAGACCAUUGGAUUUGGAUAUGGCUGCCAACGAGAUUAUGACACCCACAGUCAAUGCAAAUUGUCAAUACUCGACCAGAUAUUGUUGGGAGGCAGAAAAAGUCAAAUCUCUGAUCAGACUGCGGGCGGAGCUGUCGCCGCUGUUCACGGGCAAAAGAAAUGCCUCCAAAUAUGCCUGGGCCGUGGUGGAGCGGGAGCUCAAUGUGCCGCUGCCGCUGUCGAAGAUCAUCAAGAAGUGGAACAACCUGCUGCAGGAGUACAAGGCAAUCAAGAUGUCCGAGGAGCCCAAGCGGCGCGAGUGGCCCUUCUUCACCCUGAUGGACGUCUAUUUCAGCGACCAGGUCAACGAUCCGUCGCUGCGUCUCUUCUCGUCCACAAAGACCCUCAAGGAGACCCUGGACGACAGUGUAUUCGAGGAUGAUCCAAUUAUCGCCUCGGCCAUCGCUGCGGCCACCAGCGGCGCCUACAUGGACAUGGACGAGCUGAUCCGCCGGCAGAAGGAGCGUGCCGCCCUGGCCGCCGAGCGGAAGCUGGCCGCCGCCGCCAGCGGAGGCAGCGCCGACUACAAGUACGAGCUGAAACCGAUGCUCUCCAACAGCAAGUUCAACAGCAACAGCGACAUGGCCAAGCUGUCCAAGAGCGUAGACGAUCUAUCCAUGCAGCAGUACAAGAUCAAGCAGGAGCUAAUGCGCCAAGAGCAGCAGGAGAACAUGGUAAAGAUCAAGCAGCAUGCGCGCCAGCAGCAGCAACAACAGCAGCAGCAGCACCAACAGGCCCAGCAGCACCAGCAGCGCUUCCUGGGCCACCAGCCGGCCCUCUCGCCGCAUCCCCAUUCGCAUCCACACCGUCUGUCGUCCUCGUCGACGCCGCCGGGCCUGCAGCACGCCCUGCAGCAGCAGCAACAGCAUCUGCUCCAGCAGCAGCAACACCUGCAGCAGCAUCUGCAACAGCAACAGCAGCAGCAACAACAACAGCAGCAGCAGCAUCAUCAUCAGCUCGCUCAUCCCCACCAGCCGCCCACGCCGCGCCCCAGCUCUCCGCCCACAACGGCGCAGCAGAUUCACAUCACGGCCACCCAGCACCAGGCCGCCCAGCAGCAGCUCCACCAGCAGCAGCAACAGCACCAGCAGCAGCCUCAUAAGCAGCAGCAGCCUUACACCGACCCCAACACGAUCGACCAGUACCUGCUGUCGUGGAAUAACUUCCACGGCAACAUGUGCCGCGGCUUCCACUCCCUGCAGAAGGACGAGAAGAUGGUGGACGUGACCAUAGCUGCCGGGGGCAAGAUAUUCAAGGCCCACAAACUGGUGCUGUCCGUCUGCAGUCCCUACUUUCAGCAGAUCUUCCUGGAGAACCCAUCGAGUCACCCGAUUUUGCUGAUGGCCGACGUGGAGGCCAGCCACAUGGCCGGUCUGCUGGACUUUAUGUACAGUGGACAGGUGAAUGUCAAGUACGAGGAUCUGCCCGUCUUUCUGAAGGUCGCCGAGGCCAUGAAGAUCAAGGGGCUGCACACAGAGAAGAACCUGGACAGCGAUGCCAGCGACAUUAGCUCGCCGCACGAGAGCGAUGGCACCGAGUGCCGCUAUGAGCGCGGUACACACAGCGUCAACAUCACCAGUGGACACGCCGCUGGCUACGCUGGUGGACCGCCUCCGCCGCAGCCAUCGCCGUCGCCCUCCCUCAAUGGACCCAAUCGAUGCCCCACUCCCCUGUCUAGCGGAGGCGGUAGCGGAAACUAUGGCGGAUUCCGUGACCACAUCAAGUCGAAGGCCACGCUGGCCGAGACAUUCAUGAAGAAUCUCAACAGGAACAACAACAACAAUAGCAGCAGCAACAACUACAAUCACCUGGGCAGCAACAGCAACGGACUCAACCUGUCGGAGGCGGAGAGCAACUCAUUCGCUAUCCUGCAGGCGAACAGCAAGAAGAUGCUGGACUCGGCCCGCAAGCAGCACAAGUAUCUGGCAAAGCGCAAGAUCCUGAUGCACUACAACACGGAUCUGGGCGGCGAGAAGCGGCUGAAGGAAAUGGAGCGAGAACGGUAUCCCAGUGCCGAGCAAAACGACGACGCUCUGAACAACAACCACAGCCACGCCCAGGACAACAUUAUGGAGCCGAUAAUUACGACAAUCGUGCCGCAGACGCCACCACCGGCCACGCACAACAACAGCUUCAAGAUCCGCCUGGUUGAGAGCCAUCACCUGACCAAUAGCAACGCCAACAGCAACUCGAACAACGGAGGCAGUGGCAGCGGCAGUAGUCCGCAUUCCGGCGGCCACAACAGCAGCAGCAGCAACAACAACGAUGACGACGACGAGGAGGCACUGAAUCUGGUUCAGACCCCCCAUGCCAAUGGUAGCCGUGCCCGCCCCCAAAGUCCCGCUGCCACACCCACACCUACUGCCACGCCCGCACCCGCAACGCCCACUCCAACACCGGACAUUCAGCUGAUCAAGCGCGAAGUGGAGCACGAGCUGCCGACGGAAAACAACAAUGGGCAUGACGAGGAGCUGGCCGGAUACGAGCGCAAGUACGAUGACAACAACAACAAUCGCGGCAUGGACAUGGACAUGGAAACGGACUCGAACAACAACAACAGCAAGCCAGGCAGCGACGUUGAUGCCAGUAAUGCCAACAAUGGCCUGGCCUUGGCGCUGGGAAAACACAAGCUGCUCAGUGCGUUCAACCGGAGUCUGGAGCAGCAGCAGCAGCAAGAGCAGUCACCGGCGGAGACGGAUCACGGCGGCAACAACUGCAGCAGCGACGACAACAACAACAAUCACAGCCCCCAUCUAGACCUGAGCACCAUUAAGAACAUAGCCACAGCGGAGAUAUUGUGCGGGCUGAAGAGCAAGGUCCUGAAGCUGGAAGAGGAGCAACGGGAGCGCGAGCGAGAGAGGGAACGGGAACGGGAGCGCGAAGCCUGCCGCAGCCUCAGCGAGAUCAAGAACGCCGAGUGAUCCGCCGGAGCAGCAGGUGCCGCGCGUGCAUCCCGGGCAGACGAUUAUGCAUUUGAUUACACAUGACAUAGAGCCGAUCAAAGCGAAUCUAUGUGUAUGCUAAUUAUAGUUAUUUAUUAUACCACUUAAUCGUUAAUGUAAUUGUAAUUACCUGAGACCCCACAUAAACAUUGGUUAGUUGGUAGGCCUAGCAUUCUCCCAGCACACCAUUUGGAUCCCUAGCAGAUAAGACUCACGAAAGAUUGUCGUAUCGUAUCGUGUCGCAUCGCUGAUCGACUUACAAAUUAAAUAUUAGCACUUUGGAAAUUGGCCCUGUUGCAAUACGUGUUAAGCCCAUGUUAAACAUAUUGAUAUCGACUAAUUAUGUACGUGUAGAGCAGUAUCUUGUAAGAUAAUACGCCCCGGUCGCACUUUCGAUAUUUCACAGCCGUUCUUACAUUAUUUAUACACAUACUUACAUACAUAUAACGUACCACGAAUGUAUCUCAACGCCAACAAUCACGCACGCAUUCAUACAUCCCUCACAGAAAUCCAUUGCCCCCAUUGCAAUGACAUCGGCCCCGUUCAGACCAUGCACCCUAUGGACGGGCGCCAGCCCACAAAGGAUCAAAUAGAAGGAACAAUAUAUGUAUCUCGUUUUUAGUUUUAGCUUGCCAGACCUUUUGAAUGAGCCCUCAAACUCAGAUAACUCGGUUACCCACGAUCAGCUGUAAGCCAGCGCGCCACUUUCACCUUGAAGCGGUUCCGGAUCUUGUUAAUUGUUUUAACCGAAACCCGAACCUGAACCCGAACCCGCACCAGAAACCCAUUCCCGAAACGCACAUCCACAUCCAUUAAUCCAUCUAUGGGAAGGGAUCGGUUCGGCCGAUUUGGGAACACGAGCCUCACUCAGCCCCACAUAUCAAUCAGAAUUAACAAUGCACAGUGUAACUCGUACAAUAUUUAUUCAAUUUGUUUACAUUUAAAGAAAUUCGUGUAAUAUUUUUCGCUGUUGAACAUUUUUUUAUUGUACAAGAAUUAAUGAAUGAAUAAAGAAACCACCACAUUCAAAA
Drosophila kikkawai is the source of this 4675-nucleotide messenger RNA. RefSeq names its product broad-complex core protein isoforms 1/2/3/4/5. Gene Ontology annotation, molecular function: protein binding. The record is from RefSeq and is a predicted model, not a curated record. Gene Ontology annotation, cellular component: nucleus. Lineage: Eukaryota; Metazoa; Arthropoda; Insecta; Diptera; Drosophilidae. Gene Ontology annotation, biological process: regulation of transcription by RNA polymerase II.